CCUGCAGCCGUUCCCAUGGCAUCCCGCCGCUGGUUGGCGGACGGAACUGCCUGUCAGCGAGCGGCGCUUGCUAUUGGUCGAAGCUUUGUGGGGGCGGGCCGGCAGGCAGCCGAGGGGAUGGAGGGCGGCGAUGCGGGCGGUGGCGGUGGGCUGCUGCAGCAGAUCCUCAGCCUCCGCCUGGUGCCUCGAGUCGGUAACGGCACCACCACGUACUCCAGCCCGCUGUCCACAUUCCCAGAGAUGUGGUACGGCGUGUUCCUGUGGGCCCUCGUCUCCUCGCUGUCCUUCCACGUCCCCGCCGCCCUGCUCGCUCUCUUCACCCUUCGGCACCACAAGUACGGCCGGUUCAUGUCCGUCAGCCUCCUGCUGAUGGGCAUCGUGGGACCCAUCACCGCCGGCAUCCUGACAAGUGCAGCUAUUGCUGGAGUUUACAGAGCCGCUGGGAAAAAAAUGAUUCCCUUUGAAGCCCUCAUUUUUGGAGUGGGUCAGACAUUCUGUGUGGUGGUGGUUUCAUUCCUACGGAUUUUGGCCACUCUCUAGCUUUCCUUCAGAUGCUGGUGAUUGAAAAUGGAAGGGAAGCAAAGCAUCUGGUGUCUGAAGCCAGUAACGAGGGAGCACAACUUGGACGGUGCCUUGAUGUGUGUUUCCUCCCCAGUACAAAGCUGCACAAAGGCUGCUCCGGCCUCAGGCCAGUGGCAGGUCUCCGUGACUGUGGUAGGCAGGAUUCUCCUUGCAGAGCCUGGCUUGAAGGGCUGUAUGCCACAGACAUGGUGGAGAACAUCCUUUCUGUAACUUAUCUUGCUUAUGUAUUAACCAUAACAUCCAGGUUUGUUCUCCUCCAGCACUGCUGAAGCUGUGUCACCAGCCCUGAGCGAGCACUAGCAGCCAGGCUCUGCUUGCUGGCCAUGGCGUGCCACUAAAUGGGGCUGCAGUCUGCUUCAGAAACUGAGAUGAUAAUCAUUAAUUUCGUUACAUUUUUGUAACGCUAAGUGCCAAGUGAAACUGUGUUUUCCUGGAGGAUAGGAAGGAUAGGAGGAUAGGCUCUGGCAGAGACUUGCCGACGUCUUGCAGGUGACAAAUUGUAGCAGCAGAGUAACAGAACUGCUGGGGGGUGAGAACAUGGCUGUAGGCCCUGUGAUGCGUUCAGAGCUCACUGAAGUCUUUGACCUCUUCCUGCUUUGCAGUGAAUCCAAAGCUCUUUUAAUGUAAUUCAUUUUUUUCUAUUUUUUUCUUCUUUUUUUCUUUUAAUGAGAGAAUUCUUUUAUUGUUUUCUUUUCUGGCCCUGUCUCCCUCAUGGCAGGUCAUGGUCAUAGUGAGACCGGGGAGCAGCAAAAGGAAGAACCAUUUUAAAUGGAUGAAAGUGCAAAAUUGUGGCUGAGAGCUGUGAUUCUGAACACUGAGGUGUGGGACAUCAUCAGCAUAAAAAUGAUUGUGGUCUUUAUGAAUUUCAUUGCAGUGAAACUCUUCCAAAGCUGUACUUCCUGCUCAGGAGCCGCACCCCGCUGCUCUCAGCAGAACUCUUGGGGUGCAUGAGUGUGUGCAUUUGCUUUGAAAGAGUUCAACGUGGUGUUGAGCUCCUUGCUCUACUUUUACUUGUUGAACGUAGGUGUGCAACGGAGCACCUUUGCAGGUACAUGGACAGCACAGUUAGCAUAUGUAGAACUCAGUGCUCUGCCUCGGUGACCAUGUGGUCACCAUGUGAACCUGGUGACUUUUUCAGGCACUGGGGCAAUGUGUUGUGUUUUAAACACCCAGCCCAUGGCAUCUGAGAGAUUCCCAGCUCUGUCAGCACUGAGCUGUGCAAAAAUAACCCCAGACCUUCUGGCCACCCUGCAGUAUCUCCUAAUGCAUUGGUUUGGUUUAAAUGAUGUUUAACUAAUUCUGAGCUCUGCCCUCCCUCCCAGAGAUGUGCUGUGCAGUCAGGGCUCUCAGGUCUGCUUUCUGGGCUGGGUCUUGGGGCCCACAGGGAGGCUGGUGCUGAAUGCAGAGGAUUUUGCUGGUGGCACAGCACGUCUAUUAGCGGCUGACAGUCCUCUGGAGGAAGGCACCAUCUGUGUCCAACCUCCAGGCCAUGCUUCCCACCUGUGAGGUGACAGAAAUCCUUUGCUUUCCAGACCAGCUCACCUUUUGUAUCAGAUUUUUGUAAGGCCACAGACACGGUGGCCCCUGUGCUGCAACAACCCCAAUCAAGGUCCUGUGCUGAUCAUGAAAGCAAAUCUCUCGUUGCGCUAUGAUGUCUCUUGAGCGGUCCUUCGCCAACAGAUAGAGUUGUUUUUAAGGAGUUUUUAAUGCAAUUGCUGUAAAAUGCAGCCCAUUUCAAUCCAGGGAAUAAAACUGUGAGUUUUAGUUUAAUGUGAAUCUUUCUCCUUAGGUGGGCAAGGUUCAAACUGUUAGUAGACACCACUUUAAGGCUGCCUGAUGGAUGCUGAGCACGAGGCUUUCUGUGUGCACUAUGGUGUGCUGCUUGUAGAGGACCAGUGUGGGAGAAGGUUGGGCCUUUCCCUCUGCACCUUUCCCCCUCCCCAAACCAAAAUCAGGAGUAAUGAUCUGUUUAGAUACAGGAUGUUUCCUUUAUCUCCAUCUGGAGUGAGGCAAGCAAAGGAAUCCCUGGAGUUCUCAGCAGGUGUCUGCUGGCUUUGCUUGGGCAGAAGGAUUUAGGAAGGCUGGAAUUCAGAAACACUGAGAGCUGUUGCAACAGACUGGAAAUAAACCCUGGGACUGCCUGGGAGAAGAGCAGUUCCUGCUGUACUGCAGCGUAAUCUUGUCAAAAGCUGUGAGCAACUUCCAAACAUGGAAAUGCUGAGGUGUCCUGGGUGGGCAGAGCUGUGAGCCCCAUCCAGACAUCCCUUCUGGCCUGAUAAACGUUGCUGCUUGAGCAGGGCUCACCUCCCAGCUUCCCAUGUGCUGCUCUGCUUGGGUACAGCCCUGACUUUGUGUCUUGUUUGCAAGUGCAGCUGUCAUGAACAAAUCUUUGUAUGAUAGAAAGCUGUGUAAAUUUUAUUUUUCUACUGACACUUCUAAUCCUGGUGGCGAUGAUCAGUAAAUGCUGUGGUGAUCGAGA
Messenger RNA from Coturnix japonica (Japanese quail), 3061 nucleotides. It is a transcript of the gene TMEM170A, whose product is annotated as transmembrane protein 170A. The record is from RefSeq and is a predicted model, not a curated record. Gene Ontology annotation, cellular component: endoplasmic reticulum membrane. NCBI's taxonomy places the organism in Eukaryota, Metazoa, Chordata, Aves, Galliformes, Phasianidae. Gene Ontology annotation, biological process: endoplasmic reticulum tubular network organization.